This is a messenger RNA of Meyerozyma guilliermondii ATCC 6260, 750 nucleotides long. Its product is annotated as RTA1 domain-containing protein. Lineage: Eukaryota; Fungi; Ascomycota; Pichiomycetes; Serinales; Debaryomycetaceae. The record is from RefSeq and is a predicted model, not a curated record. The transcript has a single exon. Gene Ontology annotation, cellular component: plasma membrane; fungal-type vacuole. The coding region runs from base 1 to 750 and encodes 249 amino acids.
AUGGCAGGAAUAUACUUUUUAUUUGCCCAAUGUGUGGUUAUAUUUGGAAGAAAGUAUUCCAUGUUAAAGCCAAUGUGGUAUUCCUAUUUCUUCAUUGGAUGUGAUGUACUUUCCUUGAUCAUUCAAUCCAUUGGAGGUGCCAUGGCAUCCACUGCUUCCAGUAGCAAUGAAGAUCCCACUACGGGGAAAAACGUUAUGAUUGUUGGUAUUGUGUUCCAGGUGUUUGCCAUGACAGUUUUUCUUGGCUUUUGGUUUGUGUUCUUAAAACGAUGCUUUUUCAAAGUUGUGGAUCAUGAAGACCUUCCUCCAGACUACGCUAUGCAUUCCAUGGCCAGAUCCACACCUGCCAACUAUAUUAAGAUGCUUUGCAAUGGUCGCUCAGUUCGUGAAUAUUCAGCGACUUAUCGUGAGCCAGUUUACAACCCCAAAUAUGCAAACAUACGUCAACGAGCCGCAUUCAAAGUCUUUCCUGUGGGAAUCACCGUGGCAGUGAUUGUGGUGUACAUUCGUUGCGUUUAUAGAGUGGUGGAAUUGAUCCAAGGUUUUGACGGCUACUUGAUGACCCAUGAGAUUUACUUGAUGAUUUUAGAUGCUCUUAUGAUUGCAUUAUGUGGGUUUAUCUUCCUUCCUUUGCACCCAGUAUGGGCUAUUGGUUCUGAAAAUGUCAUCAAGAGAAGAAUGAUUACCCAGAACCAAGACGAGAAGGUUGAGGAGAAGGAAGAGUGGUCUGAAACGGUUUCCAGCGUUUAG